Molecule: messenger RNA, 3096 nt
Organism: Plasmodium relictum
Lineage: Eukaryota; Apicomplexa; Aconoidasida; Haemosporida; Plasmodiidae
Gene: RAD54
Product: DNA repair protein RAD54, putative
Exons: 1
Coding region: 1-3096 (1031 amino acids)
Biological process (GO): reciprocal meiotic recombination; double-strand break repair via synthesis-dependent strand annealing
Cellular component (GO): nucleus
Molecular function (GO): DNA translocase activity; ATP-dependent chromatin remodeler activity; ATP binding
Source: RefSeq, a predicted model, not a curated record
AUGAGAAAAUAUCAUGGAAAUGUAAAAAGAAAUAGAGAUUAUUCCAUUGAAGAAAAUGACAAUAUAAACUCAGACAGAACAUGCAUAACAUUAGUUAGGGCAACUUUAUUACCAAUUCUAAGUAUAGGGAAAAAUGAAAAAACAACACUAUUUCAUCCAUUCAAAAGUCCAUUACCUGGAUUUGUAAGUGAUAAAACAUUAUAUCUUAAAAAAACAUUAGGAGCCAAAGUAAGACGAACUGGAUGGAUAAAUUUAAUGAAAAAUUCUAUUCCAAGAAGAUCGGAUGAAACAUAUGAAAAAGACCAAAUAGAAGAAAUAAUACAAAAACAUGAUCCUUUGAUUUUAUAUGAAAAUGAAAAUGAUAAAAUACAAGUAGACCCAAUUUUAGCACAACAUUUAAGAGAGCAUCAAAGAGAAGGAGUACAAUUUAUUUUUGAAUGUUUAAUGAAUUUAAAAGAUGAAAAAAUAAGUGGAUGCAUAUUAGCAGAUGAUAUGGGACUUGGAAAAACCUUACAAAGUAUAUCUGUUUUAUACACUUUAUUAAAACAAGGAUUUCAUAAUAAAUCAGCAAUAAGAAGGUGUUUAAUUUUAUGCCCUGCUAGUUUAAUAAAUAAUUGGAAUGAUGAAAUUAAUAAAUGGCUUCCAGGUAGAUGUAAUGUAACAUGUGUUAAUGAUAAUGUAAAAGAAAAAAUAGUUAGUAAAUUAGAAGGUUUUAAAUAUGAUUUAAAAUCAAAUGUGCUAAUAUGCUCUUAUGAAUGUUUUCGUAUUAAUAAUGAAUUUCUUGAUAAAUCUUCUAUAGAUAUGAUUAUUUGUGAUGAAGCACAUAGACUAAAAAAUGAUAAAACAAAAACUUACACAAGCAUUUAUAAUCUGUCUGCUAAAAAAAGAUUGUUGUUAUCAGGAACUCCUAUUCAAAAUGAUUUAGGAGAGUUUUUUGCAUUGAUUUCUUUAUGCAACCCCGAUUUAUUUGAUGAUACUAAUUUAUUUCGAAAAAAAUAUGCAAACCCUAUAUUAAUAGGUAGAGACAAGGAUGCAACAGAAAAAGAACAAGAAAUAGCAUCCGAAAGAUUAUCUGAAUUAUCAAAUAUUACUAAUAAGUUUAUAUUAAGAAGAACCAAUAAUUUACUAUCAAAAGUAUUACCUGUAAAAUAUCUAAUUAAUAUAUUUAUUAAAUUGAAUCCUUUUCAAGAAGCAUUAUAUCUAUUAUUCUUGAAGGAUAAAAGAAUUUUAAAAAAUGAUCAGUCUAACAAUAAAGUAAAUGUUCUUAUUAAUAUAAAAAAAUUAGAAAAAAUAUGUAAUCAUCCAUUGUUACUCAAUGCAAAUGAUAUAAAAGACAUUGGGCAAAUACCUUUAUCAAAAUUAAUAGAAGAUUUAACUUGUGAAAUAGAAAAAUCUAAAAGUGGAAAAAUAUAUACAAAUGAUAAAACCUCAAAUCUACAUAACAUAUCAGAAAAUUGUAAGUUAGAGAAAACAAAAUAUGACAUAGAUUAUGAAAAACCUGUAAAAAAAAUCCUAGAAGAAUGUAAAAGGGAUAUUCAUAAAUCAUAUUACAAUAUAUCUUGCAAAUUUCUUUUAUUACAUUUUUUAUUAAAAAAUAUUAAACAAAACACUACUGACAAAGUUGUUAUUGUAAGCAAUUAUACACAAACAUUAGAUUAUAUGGAAAUAUUAUGUAAAGAAAAUUUUUAUAAAUUUGUUCGAUUAGAUGGUGGAAUAAGUAUAAAAAAAAGGCACAAAGUUAUAAGUGAUUUUACUCAUUCACCUGAUAUUUUUAUUUUUCUAUUAUCAUCGAAAUCGGGUGGGUGUGGUAUUAAUUUGAUUAGUUCGAAUAGAUUAAUUUUAUUAGAUCCUGAUUGGAAUCCAGCUAAUGACAAACAAGCUUUAGCAAGAGUAUGGAGAGAAGGACAAAAAAAGAUAUGUUACAUAUAUCGGUUGUUUUGUACAGGUACAAUUGAUGAAAAGGUAUAUCAAAGGCAAAUCAGUAAAGAUGGUUUGUCAUCCAUGAUUGUUACUAAUACGAAUUUAUCAAAAGAUCAGUUAUCCGAUGAAAAUGUAAAAAAGCUUUUUAAUUAUAAAAUGAAUACAAUAUGUGAAACUCAUGAUAAUAUUGAAUGUAAUAGAUGCAAUUAUAAAAGCGGCAGUGAAAAUUUCUCCGAACAAUUGGAAGAUUUUGAAGAAGAAGAUGUCAAUACUUGGGCUCAUCAUUUAAAUAUAGAAACAGUGCCUGACGAUAUUUUAAUUAAAUCAGUAAAAGAUGCUACCGAUUUUAAAAAAAGUGAUAUGAAUAAUUAUCCCAUUCUUCAAAAGUUAACAGAAGAUUUUGUAACGUUUACAAUGAGUUGCAAGAUUGAAUAUAGAGAUGAUUUAAUUAAGCAAAAAUUAAAUCAAGCAAAAAUAUGCCAAGAAAAAUUAAAGGAGAAGAAUGUAAUUGAAAAAAAUUUAAAAAAACCGAAAAAAAGUAAAAAAAAAGAUGAUAAUGAAGAAGAUGACGAAGAUGAAAUUGAUGAAUUCGAAGAUGAAUUUGGAAAUGAAUAUGAAGACGAAUUUGAAGAUGAAGAAGAAGAUGAAGAAGACGAAAUAGAAGCUGAAGCAGAAGAAGAUGAAGAUGAAAUAGGAGAGGAAGAAGAAGAUGAAGAUGAAAUAGAAGAGGAAGAAGAAAAGGGAAAAGAAAAGGAAAAAGAAAAAAAAGAAAAUGAGAAAAAAGAAGACGAAACAAAUGAGGAUGAACUAAAACUUAGAGAAAUAGAAGAAUAUCAAAAAGAAAAAAAAAAAAAGGAAUUACUUAAUAAAAAAAAGGAAAGUAUAAAUGAAAAAGAUAGUCAAGAAAAAAAAGGAGUAAGCAAUAAAUAUAUUGACACCAUUGAAGAAGAUAAUAAUAAUGCAGGAAAAGUAAAUAAUAAAUCUAAAGUGAAAAAUGUAGAGAAAAAUAAAAAUAUGUAUGAAGAACCUUGUAAAAGGAUAACAAGAAAUAUGUGUCACAGAAAUUUAGUAGAAUUGCUAUCACAAGAUGAAGAUUCAAAAUUAACAUUUUCCAUUUCAGAUGAUGUAGAUGCAUCGGUUGAAAAUGUAAGUACAGAUAGUUCCUAUUUUAUUUAA